UUUUUUUUUAUUAAUUAUAACAAAAAAUAUAUAAAAAUUGUAUAAAAUAUGGACAAUUACAACAACAAUACGGUGACAUAUUUGAUGAGGUGUUAGCUGCCGAUCACUUUUACUUGUUGCUUUGGACAAGCACAGGAAAUCAGUACCAUAUAGAAAACCUUUUCACUUGAUAAAGUAAGAGAUAAAAACGCAGGAAAAACGUUUUGUGUGCUAUUGCACCAAAAAAGGAAAAACGUUUUGUGUGCUAUUGCACCAAAAGAGUUUUAAAAACUCCAUAGACUAUACAAGGGAAAUAGAAUCCACAAAAUUAUCUGAAUAUGAUGAACUUUUUCAGUUCACUAAGUGUGCCCACACUGGGCGAGAUGGAGCAAAUCAUAUGCAUGCUAGAACGGGGAACAAUAGUAACUAAACUUUAUAGCAAACAAAGAAGACCGGAGCAAAGAAGAUUAAUGCUUAUUCGAGAAACUCGCCAGCUGCUGUGGUCUCAAGUUACCGCCAACACAAGGGUCGACUACGAGGGUUCGCUGGAGUUAAGGGAGAUAAAAGAGAUACGUGUAGGCAAAAGCUCCAAGGAAUUUCGCAACUGCCCCGAUGAGGCAAAACGUUUUGAAUCGGGCAAAUGUUUUGUUGUUUUGCACGGCAGUUCAUUCAAACUGAAAACGUUUUCGGUGGUGGCGUUGUCGGAGCAUGAAGCUGAAAAUUGGGUUAAGGGAUUACGUUAUAUGGUGCAGGACACUAUUAAUGCCUCGUACCCGCUGCAAGUUGAACGUUGGCUGCGCCGAGAAUUCUAUGCCAUCGAAAACUCCAGCGCACAGUCGUCGUCCAAAGAUGGAGGACAAGUGACUGUGAAAGACUUUAAAGCAUUCCUUGGCAGUAUUAGUUGCAAAAUGACCACCUCCAAGUUGAUGGAUUGCUUUACCGAGGAGGAUAUACGCAGAAAAAACGAUUUGCGCUUUGACGAUUUUGCUCGCUUGUAUAGGAAACUGAUACAACCCGCAGGUUUCCUAGAAGACCUAUUUCAUAGUCAAGCAGGAGGAGCAGAUUUUGCCUAUUCCAAAGAUGGUCAAAUUGUUACCUUGAGAGAGUUCGAGCAUUUUCUACAAAAAGAACAAAGAGAAGCUAUGGGAAGGGAUAGUGCCACAGUUUCUAAUUUUAUACGAGAAUUCCUACAAGAUAUCGAACGUGAAGUGCACGAUCCAUACUUCACCAUCAGUGAAUUCCUAGACUACCUGUUCUCCAAGCACAAUGAUUUGUGGGACAGAGAAUGCGACCGUACUUACAUGGACAUGAAACAGCCAUUGUCCAACUAUUGGAUAGCAUCAUCCCACAACACAUAUCUAACAGGCGAUCAGUUCUCCUCGGAGUCCUCCUGUGAGGCCUAUGCGCGCGCAUUGCGUAUGGGUUGCCGUUGCAUCGAACUAGAUUGCUGGAAUGGUCCUGAUAACUUGCCUCAUAUUUUUCAUGGCCAUACCAUGACCUCAAAGAUUAAAUUCAAAGAUGUCAUUAAAACAAUAAAGGAACAUGCCUUUGUAACAUCAGAGUUUCCUGUAAUUCUGUCCAUAGAACAGAAUUGUUCCUUGGAGCAGCAAAGGAAUAUGGCCCAUGCCCUGUGUGAAGUUUUUGGCGACAUGCUGCUAACACAAAGAUGCGAUCGGGCGGAAACACAGUUGCCCUCGCCCCAUCAGCUAAGGCGAAAGAUUAUAUUGAAACAUAAAAAGUUGCCGGAAUACGAGGACUCGACAUCGUUAGCUGCAGCAUCUUCCAACUCUUCGACCCUGCUCACAUCUUCGGGAAGUCGUGGCUCUAUUUCAGGCCCCGACGACCACGAUGGCAUACGCAAUGUAGUCAAAGAGGGUCUACUGUACUUUAAAGAUCCUGUGGAUAAAGUUUGGAAUAUAUAUCAUUUUGUUUUGACACAGCAGGAGUUGAUUUACACCUCAGAAACCGAAGAUACAAAUUCGGCUGCUGGAGAUGAUGAUGACAAUGCAUUGCUAGCAUCUACAAAUAAUGCUUUAAUGCCCAAGGCCAAAGAUAAUUCCAUAAAUGAUGAACUGCACUUUGGGGAAAAUUGGUUCCAUGGCAAAUUGGAAGGUGGCAGAAGUGAAGCUGACCAACUUUUAGAGGCCUAUAAACAUUUGGGCGAUGGCACAUUUCUGGUUCGCGAAUCCGCUACCUUUGUUGGUGAUUAUAGUCUCUCAUUUUGGAGACGGGGUCCAAAUCAUUGUCGCAUAAAGCUAAAGCAUGAGAAUGGCGCAACUAAAUAUUAUCUGGUGGAUAAUUUCGUAUUUGAUUCCUUGUAUUCUUUAAUCGUCUACUAUCGCAAGAAUAUGCUAAGAAGUGCUGAAUUUUCCAUAACUCUCAAGGAGCCUGUGCCUCAGCCUAAAAAACACGAGUCACAAGAAUGGUUCCAUCCGCAUACCACCAAAGAGCAAGCAGAGCAGGUUUUAAUUAAAUUGGAAGUUGGUUCAUUUUUGGUGAGGCCGUCUGUCCAAAGUGCUAAUGCCUUUGUGAUAUCGUUCACCAUAAAUAGAAAAAUUAAACAUUGUCGGAUUAUGCAAGAAGGACGUUUAUUUGUGGUCGAUACCAAUCAGUUUGAGUCGUUGGUAUCGCUGGUGAAGCAUUACAUGCGAAAUCCUUUGUAUCGUAAUGUUAAGCUAGUGUAUCCCGUGUCCCAGGAGCUGUUGAAGCAAAAACUUUUGGCUUGUCAAACAUCGCUGGAUCAUCAUGGCAAUGGCGAUUUUAAUGAUGCCUCCAGCUAUAUGGAUCCUAGUCUUGAAGAUACGGUCACAUGCAAGGCUCUGUACAGCUACAAGGCGGACAAGCCAGAUGAACUAUCAUUUCCAAAACAUGCAAUCAUUACAAAUGUCCAAAGAAAUAACACUAUGUGGUGGAAGGGAGAUUAUGGAGGCAUGAAACAGCGUCAUUUACCUGCAAAUUAUGUUAAGGUCAUUGACUCCGUUUGCGACGACUACAACACUUUCAAUGAAGAGACCACCAAUGAACAGUUUUCACGCACCGACUCUAUUGAGAUACAUGGCGCCGUUGCCUCCUUAUUUGAAUGCAAUGAACCCGGCAUCUUGUUGAAGCUUCAAAUUCAAACCCCAACAAUGCAAAACUCCUUUGUGAUUGGCUUUGACAAUCAAGAACAGGCAUACGAGUGGUUUAAGGCCAUACAGGAGGCAGCUGUAAUAGCCAACCAGUUAGCAACCGAAAGAAGAAAAAAAGAGCGUUCCGCUAGAGUUGCCAAGGAAAUGUCAGACUUGAUUAUCUACUUCCGCAGUGUACCUUUCCGUGAACACUCCUGGGUAUUUUACGAGAUGUCCAGCUUUCCCGAAACAAAAGCCGAAAAACAGUUUGUGCAACAGAAUACCCUGCUGUUUGUAGCCUACCAUCGCCAUCAAAUUAGUCGUGUCUACCCGAAGGGACAGCGUUUGGACUCUUCCAAUUUCAAUCCAGUGCCUUUUUGGAAUGUCGGUUCACAAAUGAUUGCCUUGAAUUACCAAACUGGGGAUAAAGCCAUGCAACUAAAUCAAGCCAAAUUCCGCGAUAAUGGCAUGUGUGGCUAUCUGCUAAAGCCCAAGUUUAUGCAGCUGGAAGGAUUCGAUCCUAACAAUCCUCUAACGAUCAGUCCUCUGGAGGAAAAGUUAGUCACUAUACGUAUUAUUGCUGCCAGACAUCUAUUUCGUGCCGGCAAAUGCAGUAAUCCUUUGGUUGUUGUUGAAAUAGCUGGCGCCAGUUUCGAUACGGGCGUUAAACAUCGCACCAAGGUGUGCGAGAAUGGCUUUAAUCCCGUUUGGAAUGAAAUGUGCGAAUUCUCUGUGCGUAAUCCUCACUUUGCUCUGUUGCGCUUUGAAAUACAGGAUGAGGACAUGUUUGCCGAGACCCACUUUAUAGCACAGGCAUGCUACCCUCUCAACUGCAUUAGGACCGGUUAUCGCAGUGUAACCUUACGCAAUAAAUUCAGCGAAGAACUGGAACUAUCCUCCUUACUUAUACAUGUUGACAUCAAACAACCAACGACCGCCACCGAAACACAUGCUGUAUUAGGAUUUUAAGUUAAGCAUUGUCACAAACUACGAACUACAAAAGUAAUAAUGAGUUUUUAGGACUCAGCAUUUAACCUAACUAUUACAAUAUAUAGCACAAAAUGUUGUAUGUAAUGUGUCGCCUGUGUUUAGUUAACACAUUUUUUGAACAAAUUAACUCGAAAGACUUAUUUUUUUUAUUUUACUUUAUAUAAUAUUUUACUCUUUUAGUUCAUAUACACUAUUUUUCUCCAUUGACUUCCAUUACUCUUUAAACAUUUUUAAAUCGUAAAUUAACUUUUAGCUAAUUUUUUCUUCAAAUGCUUCCAAAGUGAUACGAAACACACCCAACUACAACUAACACAAAUAUAUAGUAUUGAAAAAAAAUCAAUAUUUUUAUAUGAAAAAAAAAAACAAACAAACAAAUGUGUCUUAAAAACAAUAAUU
This is a messenger RNA of Stomoxys calcitrans (stable fly), 4472 nucleotides long. It is a transcript of the gene sl, whose product is annotated as 1-phosphatidylinositol 4,5-bisphosphate phosphodiesterase gamma-1. The transcript has 3 exons. The record is from RefSeq and is a predicted model, not a curated record. Lineage: Eukaryota; Metazoa; Arthropoda; Insecta; Diptera; Muscidae. The coding region runs from base 318 to 4055 and encodes 1245 amino acids. Gene Ontology annotation, biological process: phosphatidylinositol-mediated signaling; phospholipid catabolic process; positive regulation of epithelial cell migration. Gene Ontology annotation, molecular function: phosphatidylinositol-4,5-bisphosphate phospholipase C activity; protein binding.